AUGAAAAAGGUUUUUAAUAGGCGAUUCGAUGAGCUAUAUAACACUGUACCAUUGGUGCGCAGUAGAAAGCUAUAUCCACACUGUUCUGCGAUGAUAUCAUCUACUUCAUGGGUUCCAAGGGGAUUCCCUUCUGAAUUCCCUGAGCAGUAUGAGCUAGAUGAUGAAGAGAUGGAGAGAAUCAAUAAAUUAGCACAAUUGAAUUUGGAUGAUGCCAAACAAGAUCUUUCAGAACUCAAUGAGGAAGUUCAGGUUGAUGCUGAGGCAGCUUUGGAAGCUUUACCUGAUAGCGAAGAAUUGAAGAACCAGUUAGACUUUGAUGAUGAUUUAAAGCACUACGACUUGGAACAUUAUGACGAUGAUGGCGAGGUAGAUGGUGAAGAUAUUUCUAUGUUCCCUGGAUUGUCCAGAGAAGCUAAGUAUCAUAAAGGGGAUGAAGGCAAUGAUCCUUAUAUUUCAUUGCCAAAAGAUUCAGAUCUCCUGAAAGAAAAGAUGGAAUUACAGAUUUAUCCCACAGAUAACAUGAUUCUUGCCACAAGGACGGAAGACGACAUAUCUUAUUUGGACGUUUAUGUGUACGAUGAUGGUGCUGGUUUCCACGAUGAUAGUAUUCCUGUUGAAGAGGGAGAUGAAAUGGAUCCAGAUGUUGCACGUGGUUUAAUUCGUGAUUCAUCUCUAUAUGUUCAUCACGAUUUGAUGUUGCCUGCAUUUCCUCUUUGUGUUGAAUGGAUCAACUAUAAGCCAAGUACAACCUCAGAAAAUAUUGGAAACUUUGCUGCAAUUGGUACUUUUGAUCCUGCUAUUGAGAUUUGGAACCUUGAUUGCGUUGACAAAGCCUUUCCUGACAUGAUUUUGGGCGAACCUGUUAAUGGAGGAACGAAGAUAUCGAAGAAAAAGAAAGGUAAGAAACAACAUAUAACGACUCACCAUACAGACGCUGUUCUCUCUUUAUCUCAUAAUAAGCAAUAUCGCGUUGUUUUGGCAUCCACAUCUGCUGAUCAGACAAUUAAACUGUGGGAUUUAAACCAAGGCACUGCUGUUCGCUCCAUUGCCUCCAUUCAUAAUGGAACUACAGUUUCUUCUUCUCAAUGGCAUCCCAGCGAUGGAUCAAUUAUAUUAACAGGUGCUUAUGAUUCUCGUGUUGCAUUGUCGGAUGUGAGAAUCUCCAACGAUAGCGAGAUGUCGAAAUACUGGUCGGUAAUGACCGGAGAAGAGGUCGAGUGCGUCUCCUUCGUAAACGAUAAUGAGUUCCUAGCUGGUACUGACAGUGGUAACAUAUAUUCAUUUGACUUAAGAAAUGGUGAGAAAAGUAGUCCACUUUGGACUUUGAAAGCCCAUGAUUCUGGAAUUUCUUCUAUGAACGUCAACUCCUUCAUUCCAAACAUGAUGGUAAGUAGUGCUAUGGGCGAGAAGGUCAUCAAACUAUGGAAGAUCCCAACGGAUCAAGAAAAUAGUACCCAAAAAGGUCCCAGCAUGGUCUUAUCUCGUGAUUUCGGUGUUGGAAACGUAUUAACCACCUCUUUUGCACCUGAUAUUGAAGUCACCGGUAAUAUAGUGGUUGGAGGCACCUCCCCUGGUCUAAAGUUAUGGGAUGUAUUUACUAAUAGGUCCGUUCGCAAAACUUUUGCUUCUGGGCUGAAAGAUGUUCAAACCACUGCCAAAGAAGAGGCAAGGCAGCUGGGAAGAUCCUCAAGAAUUUCCAGGAAAUACAUGAACAACAAUAACCCUGAUACUGUCAUAAAUGUUGACGACGUAGCCGAAGAGGAAGAAGAUCAUAAAGGUACUGACGAUGGAGAUUGGGAAGACGAAGAAUAA
Molecule: messenger RNA, 1812 nt
Organism: Eremothecium cymbalariae DBVPG#7215
Lineage: Eukaryota; Fungi; Ascomycota; Saccharomycetes; Saccharomycetales; Saccharomycetaceae
Gene: PWP1
Product: rRNA-processing protein PWP1
Exons: 1
Coding region: 1-1812 (603 amino acids)
Biological process (GO): rRNA processing
Cellular component (GO): nucleus
Molecular function (GO): protein binding
Source: RefSeq, a predicted model, not a curated record